CUUCAAGCUAUUAGUUCUAAAGUUUGUUGGUUUGGUUGUAUAAUUCGUUAGUAAGUUAGUUAGCUUUAGCUCUUCUAUAAAUACAGCUCAUCCGUACCAAUUGCACUCCAUUUUCGUCUCUUGUCUAUCGGCAAUCUCUCUCGCCUGAGUCUGUUUCUUGACCUCUGAAAAGCCAUGGCGGGAAGUGACCCUCGGAAGCAACUCCUAACUCUAAUCCGAGACUUUGCCUCUGAAAAAUCGCAAGGAGAGAGAAGAGUUAUUGGCUUAAAGAAGCGAAUCGAAGAACUUCUCUCUGAGCUCGACGUAGCAAAUGCAGAGCUCGAAGAUGCCAAGCGUGCGAAAGAAACUGUUGAGCAAGAGCUUAGAGGCUACGAAGUUGAAAAUGCUAUGAACGACCAUUCGAUACAGACCCUAGAUGCUAGAAUAUGUCUGAUUCAGGACGAGAUAUCCUCUGUUGGAUCUGAUCUAGAUGCUCUUAAGGUUAAAGAAGGAACUUCGCGAGAUGAGUUUAUAGGACAAAUGUGUAAGCUUAACACCAUGAUAAGGAAAUUCCAAGAGACAAUUGCUUGUAAUGUACACUAUGAAAAUCAUGUUGGAACUGCAGCAGAAGCAGAACACAAACAUGCGGAGGAAGUCACUGAAGCUGCUUUAAAAACUAUGGAGGAUACACUGUCCCAUACAAUCUCUCAAAUAAGUAAAGAGGAAGAAGAAUACCAAGCAGAGCAGGAUAUUCAAAAGAAGUGCCAGCAGGAGUUGGUUGAUCUCGAGAAGAAGGUAUCUCUGAUGGAAGUAAUACUGAAAGUAACGAAAGCAUUACAGGACAUGACCAGGCAGACUUCUGAACUGGAAGUCACGUGUGCUUCCCUCGGUGAGGAGUUGCAGAGGAGAUGUGUAUGUCCAAGUUGUCACCUAGAUAAUGUGGAGGCCCUGGGCAAGCUGCUUCAGUGAUGCUUCCGGUUUUUGAUCUCUAAAGAGAUUUGUGCUGGCCGUAUUGUGUGGUGGAUGCAGCUGGGAGAUUUUAUCUGCUGGCUUUACGUGGUCUUGCUUGCACGGUGCAUGUUCGAUCAAAUAUCAAAGGAUUCUGAGUCUCUCAUUUCUCUGUUUCUCUUCUUGCUAUUCUUCUUUCAAAUAUCAAAGAAUAAUCUUCUUCUUCUUUUGUUCUAAGAGCUACUAUUUCUUGAAUUUCUCCAUCGUAUCCUUGUCAACUCUGUUGUUGAACUUCUUUCUUUCAUAAGGCUUCUCUGUUAUCAAUUAUCAAUGUCAGUUAUGAUGAACUGAACAAAAACCAACUUGAAUUGUUUCUGUUCUCGAAGUGAUGCAGGUUUGGAGUUGAAUUGGUGAUACUUUUCUGGGAGAGAGAAUGGGAAUGACCAUUGCCAUUGGUGUCACUGCGUGUCCUGUGUCCCGACCUGUAGAUGGAAUUGUGGAGAAAAUUAAGCUUUCCUCCUAUGUAAAUGCAUGACUGUUGUAGAAAUUAGUCAUUCCUCUAUGUCUACUUCAUAUUAGUUAGUA
Juglans regia (Persian walnut) is the source of this 1512-nucleotide messenger RNA. RefSeq lists its product as uncharacterized. The record is from RefSeq and is a predicted model, not a curated record. Bases 175 to 948 code for a protein of 257 amino acids. Lineage: Eukaryota; Viridiplantae; Streptophyta; Magnoliopsida; Fagales; Juglandaceae. The transcript is spliced from 2 exons.